CACGCCGUGAAGUGAAUCGCUGAACAGACGCGCGCUCACAGCAGAAGAUGCACAUAACGGUGACUUUCUCGUGCACGAAGUGACUGUACAGUACUGCACCUGGAUAAAAUACUAUGGAAGGCCAAUAAUCUCUCUCACAGAGAGAGGAAAACAUGUCAGAGAAAAGCUGAGAUCAGAGUUGGAGUGCUGUAGGACCACACAUCAUGGCUGCCCAUCGCAUUCGAACAGCAAAUCACAGCACUGUGCUCCCUCGAUGCAAAUCUGAGGGCACGCUUAUCGAUAUAAGUGAAGGAGUGUCAGAAGCCACCCUUACAGUGCCCACGCCUAGUGCCUUACGACUGGAUGCCACUGCCUCAUUUAGCUCUGUCAGGGAAGUUAUUGCCAUUAAGGAUUACUGUCCGUCCAGCUUUACCACUCUGAAGUUCUCUAAGGGAGACUGUCUUUACGUUAUAGAUACAUCUGGUGGAGAAUGGUGGUAUGCACACAACAGUAAAGAGAUGGGCUACAUCCCAGCUGCCUAUGUCCAGCCAGUCAACUGUCGAGAUUCCUCGUUCAGCGAUAGUGGAAUGAUUGACAGCCUAGGAGAUACUUCAGAAGAGGUGAAAGAAAUGGACACCUCUGGGGAGUGGAAAGGGCCCUCGAAAUCACAAGAAUCAUUUCCACAAAAUGGAAAUCCUUUUAUUAAUAAGCGAUUGUCAACUAACCCCUUUCUGAAUGGUGGGCCUCAAAGCACAGCUGACCAAAACGGUAACCAGAAAUCAGCAAAUCUGUUGGGUGAUAAUCUCUUGUCUCCUAUCUCAAACAACAACAGCACUAUUAACAAUAAUGGGUUUGGAAGUGGGCUAUUUAACUCUGGUUCAGGGACUGGUCAGAAGUUUCGCAGAGACAACCCAUUUUUACGGAGCAAGCGUUGCUAUAGCAUGUCAGAACUAUCAAUCCUUCAGUCCCAGACUGAUGGAUCUCAAGCUUCCUUCAGUUACUUUGGUGGCAUGAAAUCACCUAAACCUGAGCAUUUUCAGAGUAUAGAGGAUUUCAAAACGGCAUGGUUGAAUCACCGUAAACUGACAAGAUCCUGCCAUGAUCUGGACUCCAUUGGUCAAAACCCAGGCUGGGGGCAAACCCAACCCAUAGAGACCAACAUAGUGUGUAAACUGGACAGCUCGGGUGGUGCGGUGCAGCUACCGAACAGUAGUAUCAGUAUAUAUGUCCCCGAGGGCCACGUGGCAUCAGGUGAUACUCAACAAAUAUCUUUGAGGGCCAUGCUGGACCCACCAUUAGAGCUUAACAAUGAUAAAUGCACAACUGUAAGUCCAGUGGUGGAAGUAAAACUCAGUAACUUGGAGACCAAGACUCCUGUCACUUUAGAGAUGAAGGUAUCUGUCGUGGUGAAGAUAGAGAGCCGCAAAAUGGCAGAGGUGGUUUGUGUGAGAAGCGACUGCAAAGAAGGGCCUUAUGUCCCAGUUCCACAUGCAUACAUGUAUGGAGAUACGGUCCAAGUCACUCUAGACAAUUUAGAGCCUUGUAUGUAUGUAUCUGUGGUUGCCCAAGCCCAAGUGUUGGCCCCUUACAACACAGUCUGGGAACACGUUGUAAAAAAAGUAACUCUUGGGGUAUAUGGGCCAAAACACAUCCAUCCAUCCUUCAAAACAGUGGUCUCUAUAUUUGGCCACGACUGCGCCCCAAAGACAUUAUUGGUGAGUGAUGUAAAAAAGCACUCACAGUCCACUCCACCUGUCAUCCUCCAGCUCUGGGGAAAGCACCAGUUUGUCCUUACAAAACCUCAAGAUCUUCAGGUCGGCGUGUAUUCCAACAUGUCCAAUUUCGAAGUAAGAGACCUAGAACAGGGAAGAAGCGUAAGGGGCUUUCAGAUAAAACUUGGCAAAGUGGCCCGCCUUGUCUACAUGAUCACAGCCCGUGAUUCUGAUGAAAUCUCAGACUUUACGUUACGAAUUCAGGUCAAGGAUGAUAAUGACUGUAUCCUUGCCCAGUUUUGUGUUCAAACUCCACCUCCUCUACCAAAGACAAGCACGGGGAGCUCUGUGCAAAGGCGUUUCCUGAAGAAAAAGGAAGCCAACAAAAUUGUAUUGUCUCCUCUUGCGGUGACCACAAAGUACCCUGUGUUUCAGGACAGGCUUGUCAAAAACCUGAAAUUUGCCAAGUUGUUGAAAACUGUUAUAAGACAAUCCAAAAGUCAGUAUUUGUUGGAGUAUCUUAAAGGAGAUAUAAUAACACUUUUGAAUGAGGAAAAAAUCAAACUUAAAGGACAUUUGUGGACCAAGGACUGGUACAUUGGCUUCUAUCAUGGAAGAAUUGGGUUGGUGCAUGCAAAAAACAUUCUUAUCAUGGGAAAAGUGAAACCUCCGCAAUGCAAAGGGCCUGAUCUUACCACAACGAUCCUUUUAGAGCAAAUGCUGAAGCCUUGCAUGUGCCUAACUUACAUCUACGCUUCAGUGCGGACAAUUCUGAUGGAAAACGUAGCGAGUUGGAGAGCGUUUGCUGAUGCCCUGGGCUACGUCAAUUUGCCUCUGGCGCAUUUCUGCCGGACAGAACCAGAAAGCGAGCCAGAGAAAGUUGCCUCUGUUCUUGAGAAACUUAAGGAGGACUGCAAUGCAGCUGAGGGCAAGGAGAGGAAGUCUUUCCAGAAGGAACUCAUGAAGGCACUUCUGAAGAUGGACUGUCAGGGCCUGGUUGCACGACUGACCAUGGACUUUGUACUGUUGACCACAGCCGUGGAGGUUGCAGGUCGCUGGAGAGAGCUUGCUGAGAAACUGGCUAAAGUGUCCCGCCAGCAGAUGGAUGCAUAUGAGGCUCCACACAGAGACAGUGAAGGACAGCUGGAAAGUGAGGCCAUGUGGAAACCUGCCUAUGAUUUCCUGGUCACAUGGGCAGCUCAAAUUGGAGACAGCUAUAGAGACGUGAUUCAAGAACUUCACACAGGCUUGGAUAAAAUGAAAAACCCCAUCACCAAGCGUUGGAGACACAUCACUGGCUCCCUUAUUCUUGUCAACUCCCUGGAUCUCCUGCGCAGCUCUGCCUUCAGCACCUCCCCUCAGGAUGACUGUGCCAUAUGAGGAGUCUUUGUUUAUACAAUAGUUUUUAGUUGUUGGUGUUGCACAACAAAUUGAAAGCCAACUGAGUUCAAAUGAGAUCUUUAGGGAUUUUAUACAAAUUAAAAAAACAAGUGACUUAAAAAAAACUUUAAUGUGAAAAAAGACUACAUUUCUUGUUAAGCAUAUUUUAUUGUUCACUGUAGAAUACAUGCUUUGUAAAUUUUGUACAAAAUUUAUAAUUUUACUGUUUAAUAUAUCAUGUACUAUUUGUUUGUUGUUUUUUAUGCAUGCUGGAUGCUACAUCCCUAUUUCAGCUUUUUUUCUCUGUUUAAAGUGUUUAUUGUUGAUACAGUUUUGCUGAUGCAUUAAAUACUUUUGUAUAAAUAUAAAUGCUGGAAUAAUAAGUGAAACAGUAAAAAAUGAAACUAUGAUGUUACAGAUAUCCAUCAGUAUGAUGAGAUUAAGAAAUAACUUUUGCUGUAAACAAAAUGUAAAACAAAAAAAUAUAGUUCAAAUACUUUGUGUAGUUGUUUCCUGCAUAACAGUUAGAGGCAAAGAAACAAUAUUAAUAUUUCUUACUGACACAAUAAAGCAGAAAAUAUAAAAAAUAUUUAAAAUAAAAGCUUUUUAUAAUGCAUCUAAUGUGCCUAAGAUGUUUGCACACUACUGUAUACAGUACAAUUCUGUAGACAUUUUGAAUUAACGUUAUGGAAAUGUACGUUAUUUUAUUAACAUGCACUUUGCUGUUUUUCCAUGAUGAUGUUUGUAGUUUAUGUAAUGUGAUUCAUGUAACUUGUAAAGACAUUAUGGUCCCGUACAAGAGUACGAGACCUUGCUGUGUGUAUAUCUAGUGUACACUAAGCAAAGUCUUAAUUAGCAUGUGUAUUAAUUCUUCCACAGACAGGCACGUGUCCUUUGUGAUAAAAAGAAUAAAACAAGUGUUUUUAAAAAGGUUCAAUACUAUGACUUUUCUCACUGGACACUUUUCCUGUAAACAUGAUGACUGUAUUGCAUACAAAGACAAACAGGACAGACUUUGCUUGACAAAAUGUUUUCAAGUUCAUUUUCUUGAAAUGCCAAAUGAAAGUUUUACAACUCUCAAGUUCUUUCUAGAUGUGAAUUCCUGCUUUAUCACUCCUGCGUAAUUUUUCUCACAGCUUGACAGCUUCUUUCAACAACAUUAUAACCAAAGUAAACAUUCAUCACUGUGGGUUUAACAAAAAUGUGCUUAUAUUUGCUCUUACUGGAGACAUGGGCAUGAAGGCUGCAUAAUUCACUUUCACAAGCCUUUAAUCAGUUCUCUCUCUCUCUCUCUUACACACACACACACACACACACACACACACACUGGGGCUGUUGAUAAGAAUUCAUCAGUAUGAUGAGUGUACAAAUAAUAAACGUAUACAGUCAGUUGUGUAGUAUUUUUAUGAAUGUGUGCAUAAUUCUAGAACUUUUACAAAAAUUUUAGCUUUAUUUCUCUCUACACAACCAACUUUUCAUCUAAACACUGCCAAGUUC
Molecule: messenger RNA, 4568 nt
Organism: Paramisgurnus dabryanus
Lineage: Eukaryota; Metazoa; Chordata; Actinopteri; Cypriniformes; Cobitidae
Source: RefSeq, a predicted model, not a curated record